This is a messenger RNA of Dimorphilus gyrociliatus, 1498 nucleotides long. NCBI's taxonomy places the organism in Eukaryota, Metazoa, Annelida, Polychaeta, Dinophilidae. The record is from the annotation of a GenBank genome assembly.
AGACCUCAUCGGCGUUCAUUAUCGCUCAGUUAUCACCCAAGAUCAAAAUAACCCCGGAGUAUUAAUUCAUAAUGACAGUUUUUUUUUCAAUAUCUUGGAAUUAUCGCUUUACGUUUUUACUGUAGAUCAAAUGUGCAAAUAAUUAAAAUUUUUUAAAAUGUUUAAAAAAAGUCAUUUACGUUUUUGGAUGGCUUUGAUGAUAAUAGCUGUUUAUGUGUAUAUUAGAGUGUCAUUCACCAUCAAUAACUCGAAAAAUGUUAGAAUUUAUCGCAGAGUGGAUACUAGAGAUUGGGAAAACUGUUCUAUACCGUUCUUAGACUCAAAGCCUAUGUCAAUAAGACAGCACUACUCCGUCAACUUUCCAUACACAUGCAGAAAUCUAAUUUAUAAAACUCUAAAUGACAACGAUAUGAAAAUAUUAUCAUCAUUUAGGAAGAAUUAUCCUCGGAUAAAGAGAAGAGAUUCUGACUUUAUAGAAUUAAGCAAAGACUGCUCGAAGUUGAAAUCACUGGGAUAUAUUGAAGAUGAGAUCUCCGAUGAAGAAUUAAAUUUUCCUUUAGCUUUCAAUAUGAUAGUGCACUUUAAUGCAGAACAAGUUGAAAGACAAUUAAGAGCUUUAUGGAGGCCUCAUAAUAUAUUUUGUAUACAUGUUGAUAAGAGUUCACCAAAAGUGUUUCAUGAUGCCAUAAGGGGAAUAAGUUCUUGUUUUAAUAAUGUCUUCGUAAUAGACCCUUCAAUAGAUGUUGUCUAUGCGGGUUUUAGUAGAUUAUUGGCUGAUAUAAAAUGUAUGGAGCUUCUUUUGAAAUCUACUACAAAUUGGAAAUAUUUAAUGAAUACUGCUGGAACAGCUUUUCCUCGUAUGACCAAUUAUGAAAUGGUUCAGGUUUUAAAUAUUUAUAAUGGAGCUAACGAUGUUGAGGGUCUCUUUGAUAGACCAAUCAGAUCAAGAUUUGAAGAUGAAUGGAUAGAAGUCAUUGAGGAUAACAAAUCUUUUUUGAAAAAAACUGGAAAAAAAAAUCCUCCACCUCCUGAUGGCACUAAAAUCGUAAGAGGCAGUGCAUACGCUAUUUUUAGCAGAAAUUUUGUACAUUACAUUAUUAACGACGAGAAAUCGAUACGCCUGUUGGAAUGGUCUAGAAAAACUUGGAGCCCUGAUGAACAUUACUGGGCGACCUUACAUCAUUUAUACGCUAAUCCUCAUUUGCAUACACCUGGAGGAUAUAGAGGUAUUCCUCAAAAAAAGCCUUGGUUGGCUGUAUUUGCCGGCUGGAGUGGCGAAUACAACUGUAAAGGAAAGUGGCUGAGAGGCGUGUGUGUUUUUAGUGUUUCGGAUCUCUCUGCAAUUAUGCUGAAGCAGCAUUUCUUUGUAAACAAAUUCGACGUUCAAUUUGAUGCUUAUGCUUUGGACUGCUUCGAAGCAUGGAUCAUGGCCAAGUCAUAUUGUCGGCCAAAAUUUAGUCUAGAUUAUUAUAAAACUUUACCGUUUAUUAUAGAAUGA